AUGAGUGAUCUAUCAUCAGAUUUAUUAUCUGAUUUACGGGAUUUUGAGAAAUGCACUGAAAGACUUGCUUCAAACGUACGGCAGACAGUAUUAGAGCCUUUCCGAGUAGAUCCAUUACAGCCUGAAUCACUGCGAAGACCACCGCCAAGUCCUGCAGAAUUUCGGCAAAUGGCUACAAAGCUGGGACCGUUAGCACUCAAAAUUGCAAAGCAAAGCAUAAAAAGUCUGGAUACCUUACAAAAAUCAGGAACAAGCAGUAAUAUAGCAGUCGUGGUAAAAUGUCUAAUUGACUGUACUUUAUCCUCUUUGUCAAGCUUACGACAUAUGAAUGGCAUUGUCCCACUACAAGCAUAUGAAAUAGAAAAAAUCACAGCAAGCUUGAUCAGCAGAAUGGUUGAUUUCAAAGAGUAUGAUAGAGCCCUCGAAGAAAUCCGCAAAUUUCGCAUAAUUUUGGCGGACGUAGUCCAAGUUAGAUUAUGUUGUAACAGCUCACAACAAGAGAUCGAUUUAAAUGUUGAUACACAGAAAAACAACCCAAAGAUCAUCUUCAAUAAAUAUCAAGAACUUUUCAGUUUUCCAUUGGAUUCAACGAGCAGAGAUCACACAACUAUUUUAUUGGUACUAUCAUUUCAAAUGAAUGCAUUACGCUGUUGGUGUCAAAUGCACAAUGGUGCUUUAAAAAAAUUCUUAGCAGACAUACUGAAUAAACCAGGCAAUUAUUAUGAUUGGUGUGAGCAUUUACACAGCACUAAGCCCGAGGAAGCAAAAAAAUACCUGAACUGGUUAUACCGUCUCUUAAACAAGGUAGCAGAUGACCUUGCUUCUACAAGUAAGAUACAAAAAUUGUAA
Molecule: messenger RNA, 849 nt
Organism: Mycotypha africana
Lineage: Eukaryota; Fungi; Mucoromycota; Mucoromycetes; Mucorales; Mycotyphaceae
Exons: 3
Coding region: 1-849 (282 amino acids)
Source: RefSeq, a predicted model, not a curated record